UUGGUCUCUGCCUCACGAGAUGACUACCAGCAAGGCUUUGAUGGACACUCCCCUGCAAACUACCUUUUCCACCCCCAGCAGGAUUCCCGUGCUGGCCCGGAAAUGCCUGCUUCUCUCUGCUGGGAGGUCCCAAGCCUCGGACCAGGAGAACCGGGAUCCCAAGGGGAUGAUGCAGAAGAAGUUUGGUGCCCCGCUUCCCCAGAGAGGCCUAAUCUGCCCCAGGCACAAGCUGAGACCGCAGACUCUAAGCCCGAAGGGAACCCCCAGACCCCGGACCCCCCUGGAGGAAAUUAGCCCAUGCUUUAUGAGACAAAAUGGGGAGGUGGAUCCCCCACCUAGGUCAGGUACUGCUUUGAGGUCUGGAAAGAAAACGUUCUUAUCUGUUGACCACUGCUUAGACGGAAAAGAACCGGCCACAGCGAGAUGGACUGGGAGAGAGGCAAGACUGAUGGACCCUGGAGAUUUGGUUACCAGGCUGUCAGGUGUGGAGGUGACAAGCAGUGGUCAGGGCUGCCAGGCUGGAAUGGCACAAAGAGUGAGGAUUCAGGAAAACAACCAAAAAGGUGCUUCUUGUGAGGCACAGGUCCAGACCGUAGGACGUCAUACCAAAUCUUCAGUCUUCCGUAGUCAUCAAGAGUCAACAGAAAGAAAUGUCAUCAGCCAGACCCAGGUGAGCAGUGACUCAGGACAGCCCUGGGCAAGAACAAAUUUACCAGCACACCAGCCCCCAGGAGAGCCGGUCAUCCCUGCCCUCCCUGCCAACUGUUCCCAAAGUGGACAAGAAGCCCCCAAUCUGGCUCAGCAGGUGCCGUGGAAAGGAGCACAUGAAGCCCCUCUCCCUGCGGAUAGUCCUGGCUUCCCUCAGACCCCUUCUCCUCUCAGUCACUUCACUCCUGGCCACGGGGGCCGUGCCUCACCCUUUGGACUGGCCAGUCGUGUACCUGUUGCUCAUCCACCAGCUAUGGCCUCCUACUCUGUGCUACGAAGUUUGGCGGUCUUCUCCAGGACUCCUCAGGCCACCCCUGCUCCGACCCCCAGAGUUCAGCAGGAGCAGAUUGUUGUCAAACAAUUAUAUGAAGAGAGCUGGGCAAGUGUGGAGAGGGAGCCUGAGAAACCCUCCCCCACAGCUCCUCUCAACAGCAUGGCCUUGGAGCUGAGCAGACCCAAGGUGGGGUCUGGGGAUGUAGAGGGAAUGACUCCAUCCAACUCGAUGUCCCCGGAACUGAGCAAACCAAAGCUGAACCCCACAGAUGUCGGGGUAGCAGCCACAUCCAACAAGAUGUCCCCGGAACCAACGAGAAACAAAGUGGGCCUUAGAGAUGUUGGGGUAGCAGUCUCAUCCCACAGGAUGUCCCUGGAGCUGAGCAAACAUGAGCGUAUCAGUAUCUUGAAGCAGCUGUUGCAACAGGAGGUAGAAGGGCUGGCUGCCAUAGAAGAUAGCCACCAGAGUGCCAUGUCUCCCCUUAAAAUGGUGGAGCCCAAACUGGCGAUGAUUCCGUGCACCAUGGAACCCUCAGACCAUGGUUCUGAACUUCCCAACCUCCAGGGAACUAAGCAGCACCCUGAUGUUGGGGAACCCAUCUCCCCUAGAGGCCCAGGCAUUGGAGAAGUCAUACAGCAACCUAACCACAGUGUGUGCGCCCCAGCUUCCACCACCUUUUUUCAGUGCCCACUCUGUGGCAGUAUUCCCCUCCAGUCCCUUGGUUCCCUGAGGAGUCCCAUGGGCACAAUAGGUCCUGCUGUUUUAGCCCUAUGUCAGCAAUUAAACGCAUGGCUGGAAGCCAUCAGACUCCUCUACGAAGGCUGCCUGGAUGAUGAGUGUGCCUUCUAUACGGGACGAGGCAUUCCGGGCCCCCAGAGGAUCUGUAAAGAUCCCGUGGCCACGUGGCUGGAGAGGCAGGAAGCCAUGGAUUUUGUUCCAAUCUCUGCUCCAGCUCUCUAGGACCAUGCCAAACCUCCCCAUGGUUCAUUUUUAUUUAUUACACACACACACACACACAC
Molecule: messenger RNA, 2001 nt
Organism: Gracilinanus agilis (Agile Gracile Mouse Opossum)
Lineage: Eukaryota; Metazoa; Chordata; Mammalia; Didelphimorphia; Didelphidae
Gene: TROAP
Product: trophinin associated protein
Exons: 12
Coding region: 20-1942 (640 amino acids)
Source: RefSeq, a predicted model, not a curated record